AUGGAAUGUGAUUUGGCCAUUUUUGAAAAUGAUUAUUUGAACAAAUAUUUGCUUUCUAAAAGUAUAGGCAAUGAUGAUAAAAGAGUAACUUGUAAAUUGGAUAAAGGUGUAUCUGUAAAGAUCAACAACCCAUAUAAUUAUAUCAAUAAAUUAAGCGAAAUUGAAAGAAAUGCUGAAGAAAGGAUUAAUUUAGCUAUGAAAAAGGGCAAAAAUGUAGGUAUGGCAGCUGGUUCUACAAAUUAUCGUGGAAUAAAAAUUGGCGAAAAUAAAGCUGUACAGCAUAGAGGAAAAGCUCCGUCAGGGCAUUUUAAUCGAAUUCAAAAUGUCCAAAACAAAGGGAAAGGUAAAAUGAUAGAAUCUGACGAUGAAACUCCAAAUAUUAAUGAGAAAAAUGAAAACCCUGCAGCUGAUACGGAAAAUUUUUGGAACACUUUUGGAACUAAACAUUCAAAUGAAUAUUUAGGUGAGCAUAAAAAAUUGAUUGAAAUUAAUAUAAAUUAA
Messenger RNA from Meloidogyne enterolobii, 501 nucleotides. The record is from the annotation of a GenBank genome assembly. NCBI's taxonomy places the organism in Eukaryota, Metazoa, Nematoda, Chromadorea, Rhabditida, Meloidogynidae.